UGAUCAGUUGCAGGGAUGGUGGAGGUGGUGGGUGGUGAAGAGGGGGGUGGAUCAGACUUUGCACCUUUGGGUCAACAAAGAAGCAGCACAGCACCCAGCUCUCUGAUGAAACCAGCCAUGUUUCUGAGAGUCUUCUUCACCUUGGUCUUCAGCUCCUACAGCUGCCAUCCAGUGUCAGUGUUUCUGGAACCAGAUCGAGCUCAUGGUGUCCUGGUCCGGACUCGGAGGUAUAACUCAGGCUGGUUCGAGGAGCUUCAGAUGGGAGAUCUGCAGAGGGAGUGUCUGGAGGAGAAAUGUUCGUACGAGGAGGCUCGGGAGGUGUUCGAACACACCGAGACUACGGAUGAGUUUUGGAAGACGUAUAACGUCCCAGACAGCUGCAAGUCCAGCCCCUGUUUGAACGGCGGCAGCUGCUCCGCUCAGGGUUCAUCCUACGCCUGCUUCUGUCUGCCGCAGUUCAGCGGACUCAACUGUGAACUCGAGUUCCUGGCCGUCCCUGACACCUGCCUGCUGGAGAACGGAGGCUGUGAACAUUUCUGUGAUGAAGACGAGGGAGGACGAAGAUUAAACUGCUCGUGUGCAGACGGCUACUUCCUGGACGUUGAUGGGCGGAGCUGUGUAGCAGAGGAGUCGAUAGCGUGUGGUAUGGUGCCCGUCCUGCAGGAUGAAAACAAAAACCAGCAGCUGGACACUCGAGGUCGAAUUGUCGGAGGAACAGAGUGCCCCAAAGGUGAAUGCCCCUGGCAGGUCUUGCUGGUCUACAAAGGCAAAGGUUUCUGUGGUGGAGUGAUUUAUAAACCUACAUGGAUCCUCACAGCGUCUCACUGUAUGGAGGACACAGACGCCAAGUUCCUGAAGGUGGUUGCAGGCGAACACAACACGGACGUGAACGAGGGCACGGAGCAGCUGUUGCAGGUCGUCGAGAUCAUCAUGCACGAGAACUACGUGAUGAGAACCGCCGACAACGACAUUGCCCUCCUCCGCCUGGCGACGCCCAUCGUUUACACACCGUAUGCAGUCCCAGCUUGCCUGCCGACGCGCUCGAUGGCCGAGCGUGAACUCUGGGCCGUCAACCUGCACAUGGUGAGCGGCUGGGGGAGGAGGGGUGAGAACGGACCCACCUCCACCCUCCUGCGGCGCCUGAAGGUGCCACGGAUCCGGACGCAGCAGUGUGUGGAGGAGAGCGGCGUGGUGCUCACUGACAACAUGUUCUGCGCCGGAUACAUCGAGGGCCGGCAGGACUCGUGUAAAGGCGACAGCGGCGGGCCCCUGGUGACGCAGUACAAGAAGACGACCUUCCUGCUGGGCAUCGUCAGCUGGGGGAAGGGCUGCGCCCGACCGGGCAACUACGGCAUCUACACCCGGGUGUCCAACUACCUGGAGUGGAUUCACAACCGAACAGCGACAACAGAUCAGCCAAAAAACCACACCGAGGCGUCGCUACACAACCUGACGACAUGAGGAUCCACAGGUCACUGAAGCUGUGGUCAUGACCCGAUUCACCUCUGAGGGACCUUGUUGUUGGGCCCCAUUGAUCAACCAGGACCCUGGAGCUCGCAUGCUAAUAAUCCUGACUGUCAAAUAAUCAUUUUAGUCAUUUCUCAGGCAAAAAAUCCAAAUACUGAGCUGCUCCAGCUUCACAGAUGAAGAUCUCUGUCAUAAAUGACUGAAUAAACUGACCUGGACGGUUGGUCCAAUAAAACAAGUUUUUUCAACACAUUAUAA
This is a messenger RNA of Lates calcarifer (barramundi perch), 1725 nucleotides long. RefSeq names its product coagulation factor VII (gene f7). Gene Ontology annotation, cellular component: extracellular region. The coding region runs from base 16 to 1461 and encodes 481 amino acids. Gene Ontology annotation, biological process: blood coagulation; proteolysis. Lineage: Eukaryota; Metazoa; Chordata; Actinopteri; Centropomidae. The record is from RefSeq and is a predicted model, not a curated record. Gene Ontology annotation, molecular function: serine-type endopeptidase activity; calcium ion binding. The transcript is spliced from 8 exons.